Cololabis saira (Pacific saury) is the source of this 5658-nucleotide messenger RNA. RefSeq names its product DENN domain-containing protein 3-like. The record is from RefSeq and is a predicted model, not a curated record. The coding region runs from base 201 to 4016 and encodes 1271 amino acids. Gene Ontology annotation, biological process: regulation of Rab protein signal transduction. Lineage: Eukaryota; Metazoa; Chordata; Actinopteri; Beloniformes; Belonidae. Gene Ontology annotation, molecular function: protein binding. Gene Ontology annotation, cellular component: cytoplasmic vesicle. The transcript is spliced from 28 exons.
UAUGGGAACUGCGUCCAUUCAGCUGCUGGAGACAGCUGAGGCUGGAGCUGCUGGAGCUGCGAGGGUUUCCCAGACUGCCGUCAUGAACGCGGAGGAGCCGCGCACAAGUCUGUGACGGGGUGAGAGACGCGGAAGUGGUUGUGAUCCAGCAAGUUUGAGUAGGCCAACUUCUUUGACGGGUUUCUGGACUUCUUUCAGUGAUGGCGGACUAUCUGGUUCCUGCGAUACUGGAAGCCUGUGUGGUGGUGGGAGCAUCCGGGGACAAACUUCAGGAAGUCUGCCAGACUCUUAACGAUGCCGGAGGUCCAGAGCCGAUGCUCUUGGAGCCGGAGGUUCUUCAUGUUCUGGCACCUCCCUUCAUCAGCAGACCUCAAGCUGAUACUGAUGUGCCGAAACGUGCCAAGCGACGACGCUCCUUUCUUAGGAAAAAGAGGGAACAACCUAAUUUAGCUACAGCAACUCAAGGUGGGGGUGUGCCAGAAGGAAGAGGAGCGAAUGAAGAUGUCAGUGUGCCAAAAGACAUCGACCUUAUGGCUUUGCCUCAGCUCUGCUUCCCUGGUGGCCUGCAAGUGACCAAUGAACAGAAAAAUGAGCAAUUUCACUACCUUGUUUUCACGGAUGUCUUCGGUAACAAGACCUAUGGAGUAGUAAUGCAGUACUACCGUCCAAUACUGGAAGGAACUUCCUAUCAAAAUGGAGCUGGGUCUUCUCAGAUUUCAAAACUUUUCUCUGCUUACGGUUUCUGUAUCAUAUCCAAGUAUCCUUACUUCACUGCUCUAAAAGACUGUCUGUCAUGUCUUUUGAAUCAGCUGAGAAUUUGCAGGUUAUCAGACAUGGAGGAGAGAGUGAAGGAAUUUGCAGCUAAACUGACACUCGUGCCAAUUCCACCACCUGGACAACUACAUUUGAUGUUUACGUUGCGUCCUUUGACCAUCACGUUACCAUCCAGAGAGGACAAAGACCACCCAGCGAUAGACUUGGAGCUACACCUGCCUCUUCUUUGCCUCAGGCCGCAACAGCUACUGCAGGUACUAUCCUGUCUCCUGCAGGAGCAGCGAGUUGUGUUAUUUUCUGCUGACUGGGCCAGACUCACUCUGGUGGCAGAGAGCUUGUUGAUUUUCCUUCAGCCACUGUCAUGGCAGCAUCCUUAUGUCCCUGUCUUGGCCAGAAGCAUGCUGGACUUUGUUAUGGCUCCAACUGCCUUUCUCAUGGGAUGCCAUCUCAGCCAUUUUUCAGAGGUUGCUGCUGAAACCGAUGAUUUAAUCUUAGUUAAUAUCGAUGAUGGAAGUGUUUCCACCUCAUCUUCUGAUACUGUUGACUUACCUGACAUUCCUUCAUCAGCUGCAGAUUGCUUCACACAGAGAUGCCGGUCACUGUCGAUACAUUUUGACUUGGAUCAGUGUCACAGUGCGAGCUGCACUGACAUCAAUGAGCAGCGUGCACAGAGAAGAGCCUGGCAACACAGCCUCAAUCAUGACAUCCAAAGGAUUGCGCUGGAACUGAUUGUCAACUUAUUCAGGGAUGUUAGCAGUCAUCUGAAUUAUGCACAUCGAGUGUUUCAUAGUGAACAGUUCUUAAAAACAAGAGAACCAGCUGAGCAACUUUUCUACAAGAAGGUGUUGGAGACACACAUCUUCCACUCUUUCCUCAGGGAUCGUCUCAACAAGCAGAUGGAUAACUUCACACGAAUGGAAGUUGGCACUCGUUCUGCGAUUUACAAAAUGAAGGCCAUGAUUGAAGUACCACGCAGGCCCACCAUGCAGGAGAUCCAAGCCAAGAGAAAGACUUCCAGCAUGGAAAACAAGCUCAGUAAGAGACUGGGGAUGAGUCUGCCCAACUUGGGGGAAGACCAAACCCUCAGCUUCCCAAGAAACCCACUUCUCUCCAGAAUCAUGAUGCCGGACACGGCGUUAAGGACAGCUCCUAAGCCCGUAAAGGUGUUUAAACUUGCGGACUUCCCCGUGUCUCUGUCUUUCCACUCUGUCCAGAGUUACUACAGUGAAGUCAUCCAACAGCUUGGAAAAGAUAUUUUUUCUGUCCAAAAUGAGAAUUCCUCUCUCCUUGCCAGAUUUUACUACCUGCGUGGUUUCAUCAACAUGCUGUGUUCGAGGCGAGUGGACGCUCUGAGUGAUUUCCAGAAUCUGUACAAGACCGACACUGCCAUUUUCCCCACACACUUGGUCACACUGCUUGUGGACUCACUUCACCGCGAUGAGAGGCAGCAAGCCCAGAGACGACCCGAACUCAAGAGACUCCUCUUCAAGGUGAAGACGGAUAAUGAGAAGCCACUGGUCCAGACUGACAACCACGUCAAGAAGUUUCAACUUCCACGAAUUCCUCUGCAUCAGGAUGAGUUUGUGCGUUGCAUUCAGGAAUGUGGAAUUGUUAAAGAUGUGGCAACAAUACGGCGUUUAUUUGAUGCUCUCACUGAUGGCCAACUAAAGGAGAUAGACCCUGAACUUUUCAGAGUCUUCUACACUUUCUGGAAGGAGGCCGAAGCCGAAGCGCAAGACGUCAACCUGCCCUCUGAGGUCAUCAACCAGCUUGACAACAGUGAAUGUGUCUACAAGUUAUCGUCUAGUGUCAAGACCUCCCAUGGUGUUGGCAAAAUCGCCAUGACGCAGAAACGUCUGUUUUUGCUUACUGAGGGACAACCAGGGUUUGUGGAAAUCACAAAGUUCAGAGAAAUUCAGAGCGUGAAGAUUGCCUCUGCUCCUUUUCUACUUGUUCGCAUCCCCUCCCUUCGUAUCCAGACGGCCAGCAGGCCUGAGGUGUUUGAGGCCAAUCUGAAGACGGAGACUGAACUCUGGAACCUUGUGGUCAAAGAGAUGUGGGCUGGACGCAAGAUGGCAGACCAACACAAGGACCCUCAGUACAUGACUCAGGCUCUGACCAAUGUCUUGUUGAUGGAUGCUGUUGUUGGCUGUCUGCAGACUCAAAGGUCCAUCUCUGCUGCCACAAAGCUCGCUUAUUUUGAUAAAAUCAAGUAUGAAGUGCCCAUGAUGGUGCCUAAAACUACCUCAGAGACUCUAAAGCAUAAGAUCAACCCGUCCCUGGACCUGGUUGAACCUCAGACGGUACAUGUGCUGCUAUACACACCAGGUCAGCUGACCUGCAAUGAUUUGCAGGGUGAGAUGAACCCUAAACUGUGGGUGGCUCUCAGUGGUGGCAGAGUGGUGGUAUUUGAUGCAGCCAGUUGGUCGAUGCUGCAGGACUCCAUCCAGGUUGGAGAGACACAAGUGACCUGCAUGAUUGGACUGGUCCAGGAGCAGGUGUGGAUCGGUUCUCAGGACUCUGUCAUCUACAUCAUUGACACUCACAGCAUGUCCUGCAAUAAACAGUUGACUGAUCACAGAAAUGAAGUGACAGGCCUCUCAGUGGACACCAGGGAUCAUCACGGCAGUCAGUACACGUACUCCUGCAGCUGUGAUGGAACAAUCCUGCAAUGGGACUCGUCCAGUCUUAAAGUGAGGAGACAGUUCCACCUCAGCUGUGACCGUCUCUCUUCCAUGCAGAUCCAUGAUGGCACCCUGUGGUGCUGCUGUAGUGACAGUAUUGUGGAACUGAGAAAGAGUGGUGCACCACACAGGAGAAUAACUCUGCCUGAUGACCUGCGGAGCAUGCCCAGUAGCUUCAGCUGCUUUAUUCUCGUCCCGGAGCGAGGGCAGUUGUGGACUGGCUGCUCAGACUCGGAGGAGUUGUGUCUCUGGCAGGUGAACAACCACAAAUAUCCAUCCAAGAGAAUCUCCCUGCCCGGCUGCUCAGGAGUCACCUGUAUGAUUCGCGUCAAAAACCAGAUCUGGGUGGGCUGCAGAGGACGGAGCGGUGUUGGAGGUCAGUGUGAUGAUCAACUAAGAAGCCAGGUGUUGGUGGUGGACCCAGACAGUCUCACGGUGGCAAAGGAGCUACAGGCUCAUUCAGACACCAUUCAGACGCUCUGCUCUGCAGAGGAUCGCUAUGUCAUGAGUGGCUCUGCGCGGCGUGAUGGCAAGAUCGCCAUCUGGAAAGUUGAAUAAAGAGCAUUCAAAAAGCACAUUGAUAAUAAGGACGGACAACAUAUUGUGAUGAAUAAAAGAAAAACAAAAACUUUCUAUUAAUUUCUUGCAAUUGGAGAAUGAAUAUAUAUGUAGUCACAUCCUAAAGUUAAAGCAGCCCUUUUAAGGAGAUUUAACCUGUGCCUUCUGUAUUUCAAUACAUUUCAAAUCGUGGUAUUGGAUGUGAAUUAACAUUUUACUAUGUCAACUUAAUAUUUUGUCACCAAGUACUAUUAAUUAAAUGUUCUGCUAUUUUCAUAUUCAUUUCUGUGAGUUUUUAAAACAUUUUGUCUUUUGUAUUGUAAAGACUGUUAAGAUUCAAGCUCAGUUUUUCAGUUGAAAUCAUCCAGUUGAGAAAUGUUGUCAAACAGUUGAGUGCAUGAAGGGCCACUACAGCUCCAGCUUUUCAUCCUUGUACAAAUGUUACGCUUUUAUUUCCAAAGGACAUGUCAUAAAAUGUUUCCAGGUUUGUUUUCUGCCGAACAUCAAAUGUAAAUGAUUCAUUAACAUCCAGCCUUGAACAAACAUAUUUAAAACAGUUCACAACACAAAACAACUGUGAGGUUAAAAUGCUCUACAGUCACACAGCUGGAGCUUAAAUUUGACACUAAAGGUUAUCUUUUGACUAUUAAAAUGAGGCACUGUUGAGUUUUAGAUAUUAAAUUGUAUUAAGUCACAAAAACAUUGAUUCCAAUGGUCUUCUGGAUUUCUCGUGGUCUACAUGAGUAAUGUAUUCACGUUCCAACCGAAAAAACGAGCCUCUGGUCUCAGUGUUUCCUUAUCACACUAAUGAGAGAAAUGGUCCUGACUGUGGAUAUAUUAAGCCCUUUGAAACCUGACAUGAAAUAACAAAGAAAUCCCAGAUUUCUCUUUAUUUAAAGUGUUAAUUAUACAUUGGAAUCAUGAACACCUCAUUUUGUAUUAAAACCAUUUCUAAAUUAUUUUCCUUAUCAUUGAAUACAAAUUUACAUUUUUUUUUUUUAAUUAUAUAUUUUUUUUUUUCCUGUUUUAAGAGGAUGCUACAAAGGUCCUGAAAUUCAUGCAUCAAAUAUGAUAUACAGUAUCUGGCAUUAUAGGGUUACGGAGAUUAAACAGGUGUUAAAGAAAAGUUAAAAAACAAUAUGGAACAAGAGCAAACCACCACUGGGUUCCAGAAAGAAAACCAAGUCAUUUUCCUCUACUGACUGGCAUUUUUCUGGUUGUCAUGCGGAAAAAUCCAGAAAUUAAGUUAACUUUCUGUGACAUGGCAGCCACUUGUUUUCCCUCGAGCCAAUGUGAGGUUUGAUUUUCAUACAGCGGCUGUUAAAAUGAGGCUCUGUGCUUUUACCCCAAAGGCAUGAAAUCAAGCAUAUCUGGCAUUCCAGGAGAAUAAAAAGAACUCUGUUAUUGAUGCUCAAAGCACUUGUUGGAAUCUUGUUUCCUCCAACCGUUAGAUCAGCUUGCAUGGUUAAUGGCCACGCUUGAUCAGCCGCUGAUCAAUGACGGUUCCUGAUGCUGUCUGAAGGAUGGGGAGUCACAGGUACCAGGCAUAGGCUUGUACCCUUAACCUGUUCAAAUGAUCAGAUAAAAUGUUAAUAUGUAGUGCAUUAACAUUUUAUCUGAUCAUUUUUAAUUGUGAAAUUGU